Molecule: messenger RNA, 798 nt
Organism: Calliphora vicina (urban bluebottle blowfly)
Lineage: Eukaryota; Metazoa; Arthropoda; Insecta; Diptera; Calliphoridae
Product: DNA-binding protein D-ETS-3-like
Exons: 4
Coding region: 1-798 (265 amino acids)
Source: RefSeq, a predicted model, not a curated record
AUGUAUGAAAAUUCGUGUUCAUAUCAAACGGCAUUAGACCUGAAAAGAGUCUCGCCACCCACAUUGGCCCAAGUUAAAACAGAAGAUUGUAUUACACUGGGACAGUGUUCACCCGAUUGGACCUCAUAUCGUUUUCAUCAGUCCACCUUUGAGCAGCUUAAGCAAAGCGUAGAAAAAGCCAAAGCGGCAUUACAAGAUCGCAGUUCAUUUUUUGGAGCUUCCAGUGCAUUUAGUGAUAUUUAUUCAACGCAACGUUUAAGUGACACUUUGGACACUCUGCCUUCGGUACAAAAUAGCAAUACAGCUAAUUGUAUUGGUAUUCAAGUUCAUAAUACCGGUGGUUCAGCCGCCAUGGCUCCCACCUCUCAAAGUUUGGUAUUAAAUGGCAAUUGUAUAUCAUCCGUAUCGUCGUCUUCAAAUGCCCAACGUUAUCGUUUGGAUACUCUACAACCUGCAAAUUGUUCUCCAGUACCUCAACAUGGUGUUAUAACAUCAAGUGCUGCGCCGUCAUCGUUAACGACAACGUUAAUGGAUGUGUCACAUAAUGAUAGUAAAACGAGAGAUAAAUCCUCAAUUGUGUGUUCUUCCACCUCCGUAUCCACAAAUUCUCACAACAAUUCCAGCAAUGACAACCGUAGCUUGAGCAAAUGUUUGUCGGGUCUCAAUAACUGUGAAAAAAUAAUAAUAAAAGAUUUACAAGCUCUAAAACCCUAUUUGAUGGGAUAUGAAGAGUUUCAUUGUAAUAUUUUUCAAUGGCAUACAACUGAAGCAGAAUACAUUGUACAAAUGAGUUUUUGA